This is a messenger RNA of Fusarium tjaetaba, 1935 nucleotides long. RefSeq lists its product as uncharacterized. NCBI's taxonomy places the organism in Eukaryota, Fungi, Ascomycota, Sordariomycetes, Hypocreales, Nectriaceae. The record is from RefSeq and is a predicted model, not a curated record. The coding region runs from base 1 to 1935 and encodes 644 amino acids. The transcript has a single exon.
AUGGAGACCUUUUCAAGGCAACAGCACAAACACCACGAUAUCAGCAUCACAACCAAAGAUGUUUCUUCACGAAAAGCAAAACCUGGUCCUAUUCGUUCCUGGUUAUGGGAGACUCUAUCGUUACUAUUGGCUUUGGGCUUGCUGAUAGCUACGAUUGUCAUCCCAGCACAGAACAAUAACAGAGUCUUGAAACCAUGGCCAUACGACAUCAGCCUCAACACAAUUAUUGCUAUCCUUAGCACAUUUAUGAGAGCCUCAAUGUUACUUGUCGUUGCUGAGCUCAUCGGCCAGAUGGGAUGGAAUGCCAUGCAGAAGCCCCGUCCUGUUUCCGAUCUUCAUCAUUUCAACAAUGCCAGUCGCGGCAUCCUUGGAGCCCUGAAGCUAUUCUGGACUGUUCCUCCUCGUCUCACGAGCAUCAUCGCCGCUCUUGUCAUCAUCAUAUCUCCUGCAAUCACUCCCUUUGCCCAGCAGUCUGUCAGCACAGUUCCCUGCGCAAGAACAGUCGAAGGCGCGCAGGCAUCUCUACCAAUCACUCAUUAUGUCCCUGCCUGGAACUCAAGCUUUAAAACAUCUUCCGCCAGCUAUGAGCUUUCAGGUGAUAUGAAAGUCGCCAUGAUGAAUGGCCUUGUCAACCCUACGGGCAAGGACGCAGCCAUAGCUGCAACCUGCUCGACUGGAAACUGCACGUUCCCAGCAAACUCCCAGGGAAUAACCCACUCCUCUGUUGCCAUGUGUAGUGCCUGUAUUGACACCACGGAGUUCAUCGAACUGAACAUUAGCAAGAAUAACGCUACUGGAGUAGGGGGAUACGCUGGCAAGAUUUACAAUUUCAGUCUGCCAAAUACGCAGUGGGUUCAGGCUGUUAUCAGUAGUCAGGUCAUAGCCAUGUCGGGAGAUUUAGGCUGGGCGCUCGACACACCCAACUCCAGGUUCGCCCAGUUGGCCAAAGUCGCUAUUUCCAACAUCACGACCCUUAGCUUCACGCAAAAAGGCUGCAACGUUACUACCAGCGCCAACGCAACAUGUCCUGAGAAUAGGCUGACCUCAAGAUUGCCAGUGCCCCUGCGCCAGCAAUAUCCCAUAGCAACGUCAUGUGCCCUCUAUCCUUGCAUAAAGAAAUACCACGGCAAGGUGGAUAGAGGUUCGCUUAUCGAGAAGGUGGUUGACGAGCAGCCCAUCGAUUACGAUAGGGCUACCGAUGACGAUGCAGGAAACCGUGUUGGAGUACAAACGCCCUGUUUGAUCGAUGGCAAGGAAUACAAACUUGCCAACUUUUCUCAAACCAAGGAUCCCUCAGACUCAGAAAUAGUUGUCCCGGUCGACGGGACCAACUAUACUGUUCCGAACCAAUGUGUCUAUCAACUCACCUUUGGGUACCGGCAAGCACUAGGAACCUUCAUUGAGAAGACGCUCUUCAACACCCUCUGCGUCGCCAUUCCCUUCGCCGGCGCAAAAGGCCAGCUUAAUUGUGGCGACCAAUGGUGGCUACCUCCACUCUACAACUCAACAUUCGAAGGUCUCGAUGCAUCUUUUGAUUUGUUCACGACUGCCAUAACAAACAAUUUCCGCAGGCAGGGCAUCCAGGCUAUAAGAAAUGGUUCCAUGGAAGAGAACGACAAGGCUUCUGGCCAAGCUACAGAGAUGGCUAUCUGCACUGUGUUUGACUGGCGAUGGGUGCUGUUGCCGGCUGGGCUGGUGGCCAUCACGAUGUUGUUGUUGAUAGUUGCGGUUGUGCAAGGGUUCACGAACCCAGGAAUGCCAGUGUGGAAGACGUCGAUACUUCCGUUGUUGUUUUAUGGACCUAAUGUGGUGGGCCAUACGCAGGAAACGGACUUGGAUGAUUUGCAGAAGGAGGCUGGGAGGGUGAUAGUUAAGAUUGAGCAUGAUGAGAGUGUUAGACUUGGACAGGUUGAUACUUGGGGGACGGAAAGUUGA